AUGGAGGCCCUACAAGCUCAACAAGAUCGUCUCAAACAACUCGAAAAAGAGGUCGUGCACCAACGGGAAGCCAAGAAGGACCUUCGAAGAGAAACCAGGCGACGCCGAGAGCUAGAUGACAAGCUCCUAAAGCUCGAGGCUAAUCUCAAAGCUAAAACCAUUCAAUCCAAUCACAAUGACAACUCUCACAAGGAUCAAGAUCCCUUCACCAAAGAAAUCAUGAAAGCUAAAGUUCCAAAGGAUUUUAAAGCUCCCGACAUGACCCCAUACGGCGGUAUUUCCGAUCUAAGCCAUCAUCUCAGCAAUUUUAGAAGUAGAAUGUAUCUCACCGAUGCCUCGGACGCUAUUCGAUGCAAAGCCUUCCCAACUACCCUAACAAAGAUAGCAAUCAAGUGGUUCGACAGUUUGCCUCCUAGAUCCAUCACAAGUUUUGACGACCUAGUGAAAAAGUUUCUUGCUAGAUUCUCCAUCCAAAAGGAUAAAGCCAAACACGCUCCAAGCUUAUUAAGGAUCAAGCAAGGAGACUGCGAGAGUCUUCAUAACUACAUGGAAAGAUUCAACAAAGUAUGUCUAGACAUACAAAGUUUGCCAAUGGAAGCAGCCAUCAUGUGUCUUAUCAAUGGCUUGCAAAAAGGACCUUUUAGCCACUCCAUAUCAAAGAAACAUCCUACGUCAUUAAACGAGGUACAGGAGAGGGCAAAAAAAUACAUUAACAUGGAGGAGAACUCUCGACUAGGGGAGACCUCAAAACCUGGUUACCCCUACCCAUCUCGGGAUAAGGACAAAGACUCCAAGAAAAAAGAAGACCAACAUGGAGAGAAACCUAAAAAAUACCACCAUUACACCCCACUUCGAGUAUCUCUUGUGGACGUCUACCGAGAGAUAUGCCACACAGAGAAGAUUCCACCACCUCACCCAAUUUAA
Molecule: messenger RNA, 924 nt
Organism: Arachis duranensis
Lineage: Eukaryota; Viridiplantae; Streptophyta; Magnoliopsida; Fabales; Fabaceae
Exons: 1
Coding region: 1-924 (307 amino acids)
Source: RefSeq, a predicted model, not a curated record